Euleptes europaea (tarantolino) is the source of this 649-nucleotide messenger RNA. It is a transcript of the gene EBPL, whose product is annotated as EBP like. Lineage: Eukaryota; Metazoa; Chordata; Lepidosauria; Squamata; Sphaerodactylidae. Gene Ontology annotation, biological process: sterol metabolic process. Gene Ontology annotation, molecular function: cholestenol delta-isomerase activity. The record is from RefSeq and is a predicted model, not a curated record. Bases 1 to 630 code for a protein of 209 amino acids. The transcript is spliced from 4 exons. Gene Ontology annotation, cellular component: endoplasmic reticulum; membrane.
AUGGCGAGCCCCGCGGGUCCCCCCUCGCCUUGGCCGCUGAGCCGGGCGUCGGCGGCUUCCCUGGCGGUGUGCGCGGCGCAGCUGGGCCUGUGCGGGCUCCUGGGCCGGCGCUACGGGAAGUCUCGGCUGGAGUGCCUGGUGCUGAGCUGGCUGUGCUACGACGCGCUGGUGCAUUGCACGCUGGAAGGCCCCUUUGUUUACUUGUCCCUGGUGGGAAGUGUUGCAGAAUCAGACAGCAUAAUUGCGUCAUUGUGGAAGGAAUAUGGCAAAGCAGAUGCGAGGUGGCUACACUCUAAUCCCACUGUUGUCUCACUGGAGAUACUGACUGUUUUUUUGGAUAGCCUUUUGGCAUUGAUCCUCAUUUAUGCUAUUCUCAAACAGAAGCAUUACAGACACUUCAUUCAGAUAACAUUGUGUGUUUGUGAAUUAUAUGGUGGAUGGAUGACCUUUUGUCCAGAGUGGCUAAUUGGAAGCCCCAACCUCAACACUAGUAACUGGCUUUAUCUUUGGGUGUAUCUGGUAUUUUUCAAUGGUAUAUGGGUCGUUAUUCCUGGACUUCUGCUGGUGCAGUCCUGGGUAGAGUUGACGAAGAUGCAUCAUGAGAAAUCAGGCAGGAAAAAACAUCAGUGAUCAAGGCAUUGGGACAACA